AUGGCUUAUAAUCGUGCCUACACCCUUCUCCUCGCCACCAUGCUCGUCCUCGCCGGUUCGGGCCCACCGACCCAGGCCCAAGAUAUAUUGUUAUCGGGCGAGCUCUGCUGCACGCCCACCGGAAACUGCCCCGGACAGGGUGUUCCUGGAGUCCUCGUUAGCCUCAACUGCACGAAUACCCUCGGUGGUGGGACCAUCGCAGUUAGUCAAACCAGGACAAGCAUUAACGGGACGUUUAACGCUACUGUUCCUGUUUUGACCAAUCUUCUUCAGGGUAUGCCUGUUAAUUUCACGUGCCUUGCAGGUGUUCGGCUCCCGCUCAACUCUACGCUUUGCCCCGUGCUUUCCACCACUAACGGCACGCUUGUUGCCACCGGUAACAUUGUUGGGAGGGUUCCUAAUGCGACAUCCACUUUGAUUGGGUGUAUAGUCUUCCGCCGAUUUAUACAAGUACUCGUGUGA
Striga hermonthica is the source of this 462-nucleotide messenger RNA. The record is from the annotation of a GenBank genome assembly. NCBI's taxonomy places the organism in Eukaryota, Viridiplantae, Streptophyta, Magnoliopsida, Lamiales, Orobanchaceae.